Molecule: messenger RNA, 2472 nt
Organism: Physella acuta
Lineage: Eukaryota; Metazoa; Mollusca; Gastropoda; Physidae
Product: anoctamin-10
Biological process (GO): chloride transmembrane transport
Cellular component (GO): plasma membrane
Molecular function (GO): chloride channel activity
Source: RefSeq, a predicted model, not a curated record
UACGGUUUAGCCUAUGUCUUGAUAAAAACAAGCUGCAGUCAGCCAUAAAAUGUCCUGAUGUGUUUAUUUCACUUUCAUUAAAUUUUUCCAUAUUCUCUCAGUGUAUCUGAAGAUUAAGGUAAGUAAAAUGGUGUCCAGGUACAGCCACCAAGAGCCCAGUGAAAUUAACCGUAAAGUCUCUUACUCAACCGAGAAGUACAUUGUGACCAAACUAAUAGAUGAACAGAUCAGGUCCAGCCACUACCUCGCAGAGACUGAAUACACUGGGGAUUUGUUUGAACCUCUGGUCAUUUUAGAAUUUAAUGAAUCCACUAACCAGGCCGCACAGGAAUGGCUGACUGCCAAACUGCAGGCACAAAAGUCACAAGGAGGAGCGGAGCUUAUAGUGAAGACAAAUUACAGGGAUGACAAUAAGGAGACCAUCUUGUUCAUUGGCUCCUCUCUGGUGAGGCUACUGAUGGGUGCAGAGGAAAUCAAGAUCAACAAAAAAUACAAAGAUGGAUCCCUGAGAGAGCUGCUCGUCACAGAUAUAUUGAACUAUGAAUAUACAGAUGACCUGACCAGGUUUUUAACCAAAGCUGAGAAACAUCGGGUCAUACUGAAGGCUAUAGAGAGCAUGAGGGCAGAGGCAGACGAGACCUUCAUCCCCGGCUAUCCCAAGUACACACUUUACCCUGGCAAGAGCAUCAUCAAAAAGUACUUGAGUCGUCACAUCAUCAAGAGUUUGUUCCCUUUACACGAGGAAGAGAAACUGAAAAGAUUAGGCAACUCUUGGUACACACUCAGAAAUUAUUUCAGUCCUCAACCACUGGAACAAAUUGAAGAAUAUUUUGGUGUGAAGAUAGCCCUGUACUUCUCUUUCCUUGGCCUGUACACCAUCUCCCUCAUCCCACCUGCACUCAUCGGGGUCAUCUACUUCUUCUUCCCCUGGCACAGCGUGUACCGCGAGGCCACGUUUGCCGUCUUCAACCUGAUCUGGUCCACAGUGUUCCUGGAGGGCUGGAAGAGGUACUGCAACUCCCUGUGCUACCAGUGGGGCACAGUCAGCAGUGGCAUGAGCACUUCCAGAUUCGAGGAACCAAGGGCAGACUACUACGGAACUAUGAGCCAGAACCCUGUCACAGGCGAGCCAGAGCCUUCUUACCCCAAGUGGAAGAGGGUUCUCAAGUUUUAUUUCGUCACCAUCCCCGUCAUCACCUUUUGCCUGACCUUGGCAUUCUUCGUAAUGUUGACCUACUUCUGGGCUGACUUCUGGAUGAAGAAAAAUGUGCCUGAAAAUCCGGGGGUGUUGUCCAAGUUGGCCAGCUUCCUGCCCACUGUGGGCUAUGCUGUGUCUAUUGGAAUACUCAAUGGUGUCUACAGAAUAAUCGCGGCUAAGCUAAAUAAGUUUGAAAAUCACAAGCUCCAGUCAACUUUUGAGAAUCAUUUGAUUGUCAAACAGAUACUGUUUGACUUUGUGAAUUGCUUUAUUUGUCUCUUCUAUGUGGCCUUCUAUCUACAAGACAGGGCCCUGCUCAAAAAUUUUCUGGGCACCAUCCUGAUCACCCAACAGAUAGUAGGACAGAUAGGAGAAGCCAUGAUCCCAUUCUUCUUCAUGCGGCGCAGACAGAAACAGGUAGACGAGGCGCUACAGAAGGCCCGUCUGUCUUCUACCAGCAGAGACACAGAGGACAGCGACAUACCCAAGCACUACAAGAAGCAGGCAGCGCUAGAGUCUUCUAUGGACAAGUUCUUGGGGUCAAACUCUGAGUACCUGGAGCUAUACAUCCAGUUUGGCUAUGUCUACCUCUUCUCAUCAGCAUUUCCCCUGGCCGCCCUGUGGGCACUCAUCAACAACUUCAUUGAGAUACGCACCGACGCCUUCAAAUUUUGUCGCAUCUUUCAACGUCCUUUUGCCCAGACUGCCAGAAGUAUUGGCGCGUGGCAGCCAGCCUUUGAGGUGAUUGGCCUGAUCUCUGUGAUCACCAACUGUGCGCUGAUAGGCAUGGACCCAGAGAUCCAGAAGCUUCUGCCCUCCAACAUUUCACCCGUCAACAUGGUUCUGCUCUUUGUAGCUGCAGAGCACAUGGUGUUUGCCAUCAAGGCCAGCCUAGCCUUCAUGAUUCCAGACAUGCCCAAGUGGAUCAGUCUGAAGAUAGCCCAGCAGGAGCACGCUGCCAAGAUGGCACUCAAGAAUAAGAGAUAUAAAGCAAACAUGGCCAAUAACUUUAGACUCUUGAUGAGACAGACUGAGGCAGCUAGCAAGCGCAAGAUGCUGAUAGAGCAAAUCCUCAACAAGCGUGCCCACGGCUCCCCCCACACCGCACACCUCCAGCCCCCAUCUGACGAGGAGGACAAUACAGAGGACAAUACAGAGGACAAUACAGAGGAAUCUUUCACCCCCAAAGUUGACCUCAACUUCCCUCAAAGUGACAGCGGCACUGUAGUUUAGGGUUGUACUGGGGGACAGUGGCACUGUAGUUUAGGGUUGUA